Molecule: messenger RNA, 5177 nt
Organism: Gorilla gorilla gorilla (western lowland gorilla)
Lineage: Eukaryota; Metazoa; Chordata; Mammalia; Primates; Hominidae
Gene: TTC7A
Product: tetratricopeptide repeat domain 7A
Exons: 20
Coding region: 384-2960 (858 amino acids)
Biological process (GO): phosphatidylinositol phosphate biosynthetic process; protein localization to plasma membrane
Cellular component (GO): plasma membrane
Molecular function (GO): protein binding
Source: RefSeq, a predicted model, not a curated record
CCGCGGGGGUGGAGCCGCGGCCAGGGGCGGGUCCGCAGCUGGCGGCGCCGGGGCCCGGGGCGGAGGCUGUGGCAGCAGCUGCAGCGGCGGCGGCGGCGGCGGCGGCGGCAGCGCCAGGAGGUGCUACAGCAGAGGCGGAGGUUGCUCCUGUACGCGUCCGGGCCGCUCGGCCGGAGCCGCAGCCCAGAGGCGCCGGGCGGUGCGCUGGGUGCUGCUGCUGCUGCUGCCCACCCUCCGCCGCCUGGGCCCCCGCUGCCGCCCGGGCCCCGGCUGCCGUCUGCGCCCCCGUCGACCCCGCCCGCGAGUGCGCCCCAGCCGGGACGCCGCCCCCGGCCGGGUCUCCACUUCUUGGCCGCACCUUCCAUGACAGCGCCCGCGAGAAGAUGGCUGCGAAGGGCGCGCACGGCUCCCACCUGAAGGUGGAGAGCGAGCUGGAGCGCUGCCGCGCCGAGGGCCACUGGGACCGCAUGCCGGAGCUGGUCCGGCAGCUACAGACGCUGAGCAUGCCCGGCGGCGGAGGUAACAGGCGAGGCAGCCCGAGCGCAGCGUUCACCUUUCCGGACACCGAUGACUUUGGGAAAUUGCUGCUGGCUGAGGCCCUCCUGGAGCAGUGUUUGAAGGAGAACCAUGCCAAAAUAAAAGACUCCGUGCCUUUGCUGGAGAAGAAUGAGCCGAAGAUGAGCGAAGCCAAAAAUUAUCUAAGCAGUAUCCUUAACCAUGGGAGGCUCUCGCCACAGUACAUGUGUGAGGCCAUGCUGAUCCUGGGCAAACUGCAUUAUGUGGAGGGCUCAUACCGAGAUGCCAUCAGCAUGUACGCGCGGGCCGGGAUUGAUGACAUGUCCAUGGAGAAAAAGCCCCUGUAUCAGAUGCGGCUGCUGUCGGAGGCUUUUGUCAUCAAAGGCCUCUCUCUGGAACGCCUACCCAACUCCAUCGCCUCCCGCUUCCGCCUGACAGAGAGGGAGGAGGAAGUGAUCACCUGUUUUGAGAGGGCCUCCUGGAUCGCUCAGGUGUUCCUGCAGGAAUUGGAGAAGACCACAAAUAACAGCACGUCGAGGCAUCUGAAAGGCUGUCACCCGCUUGACUAUGAGCUCACCUACUUCCUGGAAGCCGCCCUCCAGAGCGCCUAUGUGAAAAACCUGAAGAAGGGGAACAUCGUGAAGGGCAUGAGAGAGCUCCGGGAGGUGCUGCGGACUGUGGAGACCAAAGCAACUCAGAACUUCAAAGUGAUGGCGGCCAAGCACCUGGCGGGGGUCCUGCUGCACUCCCUGAGUGAGGAGUGCUACUGGAGCCCCCUGUCCCACCCUCUGCCUGAGUUCAUGGGCAAGGAGGAGAGUUCUUUCGCCACUCAGGCCCUGCGGAAACCUCACCUCUAUGAAGGAGACAACCUCUACUGCCCCAAGGACAACAUCGAGGAAGCCCUCCUGCUCCUCCUCAUCAGCGAAUCCAUGGCAACUCGAGAUGUGGUGCUGAGCCGGGUGCCGGAGCAGGAGGAGGACCGGACAGUGAGCUUGCAGAAUGCCGCAGCCAUCUAUGACCUCCUGAGCAUCACGCUGGGCAGAAGGGGACAGUACGUCAUGCUCUCAGAGUGCCUGGAGCGAGCCAUGAAGUUUGCGUUUGGAGAAUUUCACCUUUGGUACCAGGUGGCCCUCUCCAUGGUGGCUUGUGGGAAGUCAGCCUACGCUGUGUCCCUGCUGCGGGAGUGUGUGAAGUUGCGGCCCUCGGACCCCACCGUGCCCCUGAUGGCCGCGAAGGUCUGCAUCAGGUCCCUUCACUGGCUAGAGGAAGCAGAGCGCUUUGCCAUGAUGGUGAUCAGCCUCGGAGAGGAAGCCGGGGAGUUCCUCCCCAAGGGCUACCUGGCUCUGGGUCUCACCUAUAGCCUGCAGGCCACCGACGCCACCCUGAAGUCCAAGCAAGAUGAAUUGCACCGGAAGGCACUGCAGACGCUGGAGAGGGCUCAGCAGCUGGCACCCAGUGACCCCCAGGUCAUCCUCUAUGUCUCGCUGCAGCUGGCCCUCGUCCGACAGAUCUCCAGUGCCAUGGAGCAGCUGCAGGAGGCCCUGAAGGUAUGCAAGGAUGAUGCCCACGCCCUCCACCUGCUGGCACUGCUCUUCUCUGCCCAGAAGCACCACCAGCAUGCCCUGGAUGUUGUCAACAUGGCCAUCACCGAGCACCCUGAGAACUUCAACCUGAUGUUCACCAAGGUGAAGCUGGAGCAGGUGCUGAAAGGCCCAGAGGAAGCCCUCGUGACCUGCAGACAAAUGCUGAGGCUGUGGCAGACCCUGUACAGCUUCUCCCAGCUGGGAGGCCUGGAAAAGGAUGGCAGCUUCGGUGAGGGCCUCGCCAUGAAGAAGCAGAGUGGCAUGCACCUGACUUUGCCUGAUGCCCAUGAUGCAGACUCUGGCUCCCGGCGGGCUUCGUCCAUCGCCGCCUCCCGGCUGGAGGAGGCCAUGUCAGAGCUGACUAUGCCCUCUUCGGUCCUGAAGCAGGGCCCCAUGCAGCUGUGGACCACGCUGGAACAGAUCUGGCUGCAGGCUGCUGAGCUGUUCAUGGAGCAGCAGCACCUGAAGGAAGCAGGUUUCUGCAUCCAGGAGGCGGCGGGCCUCUUCCCCACUUCUCACUCAGUACUCUAUAUGCGGGGCCGGCUGGCUGAGGUGAAGGGCAACCUGGAGGAGGCCAAGCAGCUGUACAAGGAGGCGCUCACAGUGAACCCAGAUGGCGUACGCAUCAUGCAUAGCCUGGGUCUGGUGCUGAGUCGGCUGGGCCACAAGAGCUUGGCCCAGAAGGUGCUUCGUGAUGCCGUGGAGAGGCAGAGUACGUGCCACGAGGCGUGGCAGGGCCUGGGCGAGGUGCUGCAGGCCCAGGGCCAGAACGAGGCUGCCGUUGACUGCUUCCUCACCGCCCUUGAGCUGGAGGCCAGCAGCCCUGUGCUGCCCUUCUCCAUCAUCCCCAGAGAGCUCUGACGACGCUGCAGCCGCAGGGAGGGAGGGGCUGGCCAGAGGGAGAGGCAGCAGGGAGUGUGGGUCAGGGUGGGGCAACAGUGGCAUCAGGUGCGGGGCCUCAGGGAAAUACAUCUUUAGUGAACGCCUCCGCAGCUGCAGCCCUCGUUCUCCUGGCUGGGCCAAGAGGGCCUUCCUGGAUUUCUUUGUUGGUGCCUUGGGAAACAGUCUGACUUGAACCCUAAGUGCCUUUGCAGAGUUUUGUGGUGACCAGACUUGCUCCCCAAGAGCUGGGCAGCGGGGAGCCUCACAGCUGUCCUUCACCCUCACCCAUGCCUCUGGCUUGGGGUCUGGGGGGGUGGUCUCACUCCCCACUCUCAGCACAGUACAGACUUCUGGAUCUCUCUCAGGUCUUGCCCAGGGCAGUCACAAUGUGAAGAAACUGCGGGCAAGUGAGAAGACUAUGAGAUUUCUGGGUUCCCUUCUCAGACUUGGAGUUAGUAGAUGAUUCCUGCAUUGCCCCUCCUUGCCCCCUGAGACCAGCUGGGCCCCACCUUGCUCUUUCCCCCUGCUACCAAGUGCCUUUGGGGCCUCUGGGGUCUGACCAGGGGUACUGAGCACCGGCCCUAACACUUCCAUUUCCACCCACCCCAUCUCCCUGGAAAUGUGCUCCAGCCCAAGCAGCCUCCGUAGGCUUUAGAUCCUGUGGUUGCUAGAUCCAGUCCUUUCUAAUACCCUGAGUCAACACAUUACUCCUGCAGGUCUUAGGCUACAAUGCAGGUCCCUUGAGGGCCACCAACAUGGAGGUAGGCAGUUUCUAGGACUGUCCCCAGUACAUCUCACCACCCACAGCCCUUUUUUUGCCUUGAUUCGAGCCUCACCCUGGCCUUUUGGCCUCCCCUGCCUGAGAGAGACCUGAGGAGGGGACGGGGCCCAGCCCCUCUCCUGUGGCUGAGCAGGCCUCUGUGUCCAUGACACCUGUCUUCCGGGCCUGGGGGCUGUGGGUGUAUGUCCUCCCUACUGGCUUCCCCGGCCCCUGCUGCAUGACGCUCUUGGAACUCUUCCCCAAGGAGUCAGUCCCCCAGGCCUAUCAGGGAAUCCUUUUGUAUCUGCACUUUGGGUUUUAGGUUCAAAGCUCCAUCAGGUACAGCUUGCAUUUCAGGAUGUGUGGAAAGCUCGGGUGAGGGCUGCCCUGGUUCAUCAUAGCUCCACCUUCCUCAGAAGGAGUGGGCCGUUGGAGACCCCCCCCAUCCAUGGCACACUAGCUCAGCACUGCAUGUCCCGAGAUGAUUCCCAAGACAGCUGGUGCCUCCUGGCUUUCCUGCGCCAGGCCAAGGGGCACCACAGAGGACCCUGGAUCCUUUGCCUCUUCUUGGUUGAAGGAUCUCUAUGUAUGUGUGUAUAUAAAUAUAGUUUUUUAUCUAUAUAUAUAUAAAAUAGAGAUCUAUUUUUUUUUCUGGAAUUCUGUUAGAAAAGUAAAGAAAAAGCAAAUGCUGUUGGUUUAUCUCAGGGUGCCCACAGUGGUUAUAGUCAAUUUUUGGUACUAGGAAAGGCACCCAAUGCAUUUCCUGACUUUUAAGCAUUUCCUUGUUGGAAGCAGCAGAGGGCCAGGCCAAGUUGCUGACAGUGACUUUGCAGGUUGAAUAAAGAAACCCUCGGAGGGGAAGCAGGCUUGUCUGAAGCAGCAUGUAUAUUCAUUGGGCAUGUAGCUCCCACACCAGCCUUGAGCUAGGCCCUGGACAGUAGGGGCUGUUACAGGAGGAGGGAGGCCAGAGAAGUCAUCGAAGCCAAGACCUGGGCCCAGCUGGGGAGGGAUGUGGGGAAGGAAGGAUGGGAGGGAGGACCCUCUGGGAAAAUGUGGAUUUGAGCUGGUGAGAGUGUUGCUACGGCUGGGCUAAAGCCUGGAGGAGGUAGGAGGAGGCAAGAGGGGUCCAGGCAGGACUGAUCCUGGCCUCUGACCUGUCCAGGGCGACCCCUGAAGCCCCUGCUGCCUCUGGGCAUUGCUGGGAGAGGCCAAGGCAGGACUCACGUCUGAACAGAGAUCCCCUCGGGCAUUGCUGAUGGGCCACCUUCAGCUGCAGGGAAGAAGCCUAGGAGAGGAGGCAUGGGAGAGACCUGGGCCUUGUUCAGAUUGGCCACCUCUGCUGAGAAGUCCAUACCAGUACACCCCUAAUAAGUUGUGCCACAUACCAACGUACUGUGGAUAUUAUAACCUGCAUUAAAACAACUCUGAAGAACGCU